Molecule: messenger RNA, 345 nt
Organism: Lactuca saligna
Lineage: Eukaryota; Viridiplantae; Streptophyta; Magnoliopsida; Asterales; Asteraceae
Source: the annotation of a GenBank genome assembly
AUGAUUCGUGAGAUAGGGUAUUCGGCGGAUAACACAAUGUACUAUCAUUAUAGAACUCCUAAUCUAGACUUAGAUUUUGGAUUGAAGGCUCUAGGAAAUGAUCAAGACGUUAUAUCUAUGGCUCAAUAUGUUCUUCAAAACAUAGUGCUUAAUGUGUACAUUGAACAUGGUUUUACAAGACUUCACACUUACUUCAUGUUCCCAAGUAAAGUUGUUAUUGAGCAAUUGGAUGAUGAUCUUUCUCCUAAACUUAAUAGUAUUAGGCCUAAGAAGAAGGGAAUUGGUUCUUGUAGCAAGAAAUUAGACUUGAAUGUCCCACUUAAAGAAUCAGCUAAUCAAGCAUAG